AUGGCAAAAUGGAAUGAUGAAGAAAAAUUACAAUGUAUUUCAACACAAGCAUCCAUAUCGAUUAAAACAUGGUCAUCAUUUACUGAAGCUGUUAUAAAAGCUUUUGGAUCAACAAAAGUACAAGAAUUAGCAUUCGAACAAUUAAAAUGGUACAAACAAACAGUUAAUCAACCUGUUACACAAUAUUAUGAUAAAAUUAUAGAACUGUGCAAAAAAGUUGAUCCAGCUAUGCUUGAUUCAUUGAAAUUAAAAUAUUUAAUGGCUGGUAUAAGAGAAUCAUUAAAAUUACAUGUUGCUUUACAGGAUCCAAAGACAACUGAUGCAUUUUUAUCGCUCGCCAGAAAAAUUGAAGAUACAUUAUCAUUUACUACUACAGAUAAUGAAAUGCAACAAAAGGAAAUUAACAUCAAUGCUACUACUACUCAAAAAUCAUUAGAACAAACAAUUAUAGUACGUGGCAGAUCAUCACAUUCUGUACACAUUUUCAUCAUGAAUUUUCUACGUUUGUCUGAACAAAUUCCUGAUGAAGCUUCAAGUGCCAAAUACCUACAACAACAUGGAAUAAUACAAGCUCAAAUAUUUUGCAAGAAUAACUACAAGAUAAAAUUGUCCUUGGGUGCUAAAGAUCGAUGGCGAUGCUACUUAAGUGGAUGUCGUUAA
This is a messenger RNA of Rotaria sordida, 660 nucleotides long. NCBI's taxonomy places the organism in Eukaryota, Metazoa, Rotifera, Eurotatoria, Philodinida, Philodinidae. The record is from the annotation of a GenBank genome assembly.